CUCCUGCUAUUCUGGUAAACUGUUAUUGCCUGCUGACUUCCUUGUUUGCUCUGUAUACUGCCUGUUGUCACUGUAGACUCACCGGGUGGAAAGCAGAAACAAAGUAAAGAAAAUAGUCUCAUGACAAGAGGUGGAGGUGGGGUUGGACAGAGAUAAGAGACGGAAACCAUGUCUUUGUCCAAGCCAGAGGAGCAGCUAGCCUACGAGCUAAGCUGCCCCAUCUGCCUUCAGCUCUUCUCCGAUCCCUUGGUUCUCCCCUGUGGACACAACUACUGCCGAUCCUGUAUCGGAAAGAGCGUCGACAUCAAGGACCAAACACCUCCACGGUGUCCAGAGUGCCGCGAGGAGUACCAAGGGUUUGAAUCCCUGCAGAGGAACUUCAAACUCUGCAGCAUCAUCGAGGGUUACCGAGCCACCGCUCCACAGCUGGACUGGCAGCCUGACACUGUGGGGGGGGAGGUUUUCUGCGACCACUGCAUAGACGAGCAGUUGGCGGCCGUGAAGACGUGCCUGAAGUGCGAGGUGUCGCUGUGUUCCAGACACCUUCAGAGGCACAACGAGAAGGAGGCGUUCAGGGCCCACGCCGUGGUGGAGCCCCUGAAGGAGCUGGGGAUGAAGGCCUGUGCCACUCACCGGCGUCCCUUUGAGUAUUUUUGCUCCAACGACAUGACCUUGAUGUGCAGCACGUGCUUCAUAGAGGGACACCACUACGACCACGAUGUUCUCACCUUCAGCGCCGCAGACCAGGAGAUGAGGGCGGCGCUGGAGAGCCGCAGCAAGGUGGUUUCCUUCAGGCUGCAGAUCACAGAGAGUGUCCUGCAAAAGACAGCAGAGGAGCAAGGAGCGUCUGAAGCCAUCGGAGACAAACUGGUGAACAAGGCGGUCACCAUCAUGGACAGUAUGGCUGCACUGGUGGACAGGUACAGGGAGCGCCUGCAUGUGCUGCUGGAGGAGGAGAGGAGCAUGCGCAGACAGAGCUGGCAGUAUGGACUCAAUGCACUGGAGGAGCAGCAGCAGCAGUUAGUGGAGGUCCAGAGAAACGCUGAAGAGGUCCUCAGUGAGACAGACCCAUGCGUCUUCAUACACAGGUUCAUGCAGAUUGAGAAUAAGCUGAAAGAGGUCUCCACAGGCAACUUUCCCUCCGUGGUCCCCUUGAAGGCUCCGCUGAACACCAAGCGUCUGCAGGCAGGCCUCAAAACCCAAGACUUCCGCUCCGAAAUGAUCCCCCUCCUGAACUCCCUCCAUAUCCUCCUGAACCCCCUGGACCUCACCUUCAACCUCUGCACCGCCCACCAGAACCUGAUAGUGUCCAAUGAUCUGCGCACGGUCAAGUACAGCCCCAGCAAGCAGUCGUACGCAGAGCACCCAGAGCGUUUCACAAGCGCACCCCAGAUUCUGUGCAGCCAGGGGUUCUCCAGUGGGGAGCACAUAUGGGUGGUGGAAGUGGGGCCCGGCAGCAUGUGGUCCAUGGGCGUGUGUUACAAGAGCAUCCUUCGCCGUGGUGACCACAGCCGCCUAGGACACAACUCUGUUUCCUGGCGGCUUCAGUGGAAAAACAACAAGCUGACGGUGUGCCAGUCCUCCUGCAACGUGGCUCUGGGGGAAAUGACCAAUCACCCGCUCAGGAUUGAGAUAGCACUGGACUAUGAGGCUGGGACUUUAAUAUUCCAUAACACCAAAGGGCACAGGGAGCACCUGCACACCUUCAGGGUUGUGUUCAGGGAGCCCGUUUACCCAGCGUUCAGUAUCCAUUCAAACACACAAGAGUCCUGGAUCACACUGCACAGUGGGAUGUAAACACAACUUCUGUUGUUUGCUUUUUUACAUGCUUAGAAUUGAUUUGGGUGUUAAGCAUUGUUUUGUAUUUGUACUGCUCCCUGUCAAAUGUCUGUAAUAAAAUACAUGUUUAACAAAUGCCAUAUUUGUAUGGAAUCGAUCCUAAAUAGUGCAUUUAUGUGUCUUAAGUAAGAACAAAAUGACCUCAGUCAGACAUUAGCUUGUUGUUGUUUACAAAACAUUUUUUGUUAAUGAUAAGAGUGAUUUUUGUAGAGUACAUUAAUGUUUUUCAUACAUGAAUUUGCUUAGUGGGAUUUUCUUCGUUUAGUUUUUUGUCAUUUUCUUAAAUUUCAAUUUUUAGUGUGUCUAUGAAGUUACCUUCAUUUCUUUUGAAUUGUGUGUUAUCUGUUUGUGAUCUUUAUUUCGUGUAAACAUUGAUGUGCGUGGACACCGACCUUUAGGAUGAAUAUGAGACACAUAUUUGUGUUUAUGCAACAAAUAAACUCUUGUGAUAAUG
Molecule: messenger RNA, 2293 nt
Organism: Trematomus bernacchii (emerald rockcod)
Lineage: Eukaryota; Metazoa; Chordata; Actinopteri; Perciformes; Nototheniidae
Product: E3 ubiquitin/ISG15 ligase TRIM25-like
Exons: 4
Coding region: 169-1797 (542 amino acids)
Molecular function (GO): zinc ion binding; protein binding
Source: RefSeq, a predicted model, not a curated record